AUGGAGAUGCUCACAGCUUUACAAUUCAAUAUUCCAUUUUGUGAUGCCUUAGAGAAAAUGCAUGUAUACGCUAAAUUCAUGAAAGAGAUUUUGAAUGGUAAACAUAAAUUGAAGGAUGAUGAAAAUUUAGCUUUAACAGAGGAAUAUAGUGCCAUCAUUCAACGCAAAUUACCACCUAAACUAACAGAUAUAGGGGCUAGCAUCAAUUUGAUGUUGUCUAUGAUGAAGAAAUUAAAUUGUUGGGAGCCAAAACCUACAAAAAUGACUUUGACUCUGGCCGACCGAUUUGUCACUUAUUCUGACAGAGUACUGGAGGGAGUAUUGGUAAAGGUUGAUAAUUUACUGUUUCCCAUUGAUCUUUUCAUUUUGGAUAUGUCGGAAGAUGCUGAAACACCAUUAUUCUUAGGAAGACCUUUCCUUGCAACAGACAGAGCUUUAAUUGAUGUGGAAAGAGGAUAA
Molecule: messenger RNA, 459 nt
Organism: Lathyrus oleraceus (garden pea)
Lineage: Eukaryota; Viridiplantae; Streptophyta; Magnoliopsida; Fabales; Fabaceae
Exons: 2
Coding region: 1-459 (152 amino acids)
Source: RefSeq, a predicted model, not a curated record